This is a messenger RNA of Thelazia callipaeda (thelaziosis nematode), 1371 nucleotides long. The record is from the annotation of a GenBank genome assembly. Lineage: Eukaryota; Metazoa; Nematoda; Chromadorea; Rhabditida; Thelaziidae.
AUGCCAGCAGUUGAAUCUACUGACAGUGCGAGGAAUCGUCUGGCUUUUUGGAUUCUUGGUUUAUGCAAUAACUUUGCGUAUGUAAUUAUGCUUAGCGCUGCUGAAGAUAUAUUGUCAGUUGCUGAAGGUUCCAAAACGCCUUCGAAAGGUGUUGGCGAUCCAUGCCAGAAAUCAGUGGUCCGUCAUCAUUGUCAGUUAUUAUCUACUGGUUCUGUAUUAUUAGCUAAUAUAUUACCAAGUCUGAUUGUAAAAUUAUUUUACCCAUUUGUUAUGCAUCCUGUUCCCUUCGGCAUACGACAUGUUUUCAUUGUAUCACUUCAAAUAUGCAGUUUUAUUAUGGUUGCAUUUUCUCAGAAUGUGGCUAUGAGUUUGAGUGGGGUUGUUUUGGCAAGCAUCGGAGCAGGCCUUGGAGAAGUAACUUUUCUGUCAUUGACUAGUUAUUUUCCAAACUAUGUUGUUGGUGCGUGGUCGUCAGGAACGGGCGGUGCUGGAAUUUUUGGUUCUUUUACUUAUGCUUUGUUGACUGACAAACGUAUGUUGGGAUUAUUACCACAAAAUACGCUGUUGACUAUGUUGAUUAUUCCGUUUUUUUUUGCUGUUGCAUAUUGGAAGUUGUUACCCAUUCCUAGCAGCUUACAUCGCGUAUCAAUAUGCGUACCAUCAACAUACUUUAUUUCCUUUCCUGACAGCAGUGAUGAUUCUGUUCGUGAAGUUCCAGUCGCUUGGCGGAAAAGUUUUAAAGACAAAUUGGCCAUUGUGAAAGUAGGUUUUAUGUUUCAAGUGAACAGUACUCCAUCAAAUGAUUUCCUGAUUAUACAUUUUUUUCAGCCUCUUAUUUUAAAAUAUAUGUUUCCGCUCGCUUUGGUUUAUUUAGCGGAGUAUUUCAUUAACCAAGGAUUGUUACAGUUACUUAUAUUUGACUGUGAGCAUAGUUUUGGUAUCGGUCAAUAUGGUCAAUAUCGCUGGUAUCAAGUACUUUAUCAGCUUGGAGUGUUUAUUUCGCGAUCAUCUGUGGAAGUAAUUCAUAUCCCAUCAUAUCUCAUGCCUCUAAUUCCUAUUUUACAGGUAACCAAUGCACUUUUUUUACUUUGGGACGCUCUUGAACAGUUUAUACCUCACGUUGCAUUCGUGUUUGUAGUUGUUAUUUACGAAGGUUUGUUGGGUGGUGCUGCAUAUGCUAACACUUUUCAUCUGCUACAUAAAUCGGUAAUCUUUAAACACAAGUUUGACAGUUUUUUAUUUCAGACCGAAUCAACUGAGAAAAAAGAACUUAGUUUGGGUUUUGUCUCCAUAUCUGAUUCGUUUGGUAUUGUAUGCGCGGGCUUCCUUGCCAUACCAGCACAUAACUACAUCUGCAGUAAGCCAAAUUAG